AUGCAACAAGGCACAAAAUGCCCGAGAACUGAAGUGAGAGAUCCUUGAGAGCGAGUAUUUCAAAACAGUCGAAUGCAGUGCGCUUGUGAUUUUUCCAAAAUAGAAGACAGAAAAACAUCUUAAUGUAGGUGGAGCUGAGCCCGCUUGCCUUUGAUGAGAAAGUUACGCGUUUAACCUACUAGAGUGCGCAAUUCUCACACACUUCCUCGCAUGAAGAACCGAACUGUCACUUUCAUCAAGUCAAGGAUUGUACAGCCUCUCCAAACGCGCGCAUUAUACAGCCAAACCAUAGUGGUUAUCCUCCUUUCCCCCGUUUAUUUAAGUUUUCCUUUGCUGUUUCGGUACAACUUGCCUUUUUUUCUUUUGGAGAGCUGGAAGGCACCCCAGAUCUGCGCUCGCUUCAGCAUGCGUUUGGCGCACGGAGCGCACUCUUGGCGAGCUCUUCAUCAUCAGGCGCAGGGAUGAUGUUCAACUCAUCGGGCUCGUUAGAUUUCUUCUCGUUCACUCACCCGGAGGUCGCGUCGGAAGUUCUCAAUGGUUCCUCACACUUCUUUUACAACAUCUCAAUGGCCAUGUGGAACAAAUCCUGCGGGGAGCAAUUGCUCGAUUUCACCACAGCCGAGAAGAUUGUCAUCGGAAUGAUGCUGGCCAUCAUCACCACCGUGACGGUGAUUGGAAAUAUGCUGGUGGUGAUCGCGGUGUGCGUCGUUAAAAAGCUCAGACAGCCGUCCAACUAUCUGCUGGUGUCUCUGGCCGUGGCGGAUCUCUCCGUGGCUAUUGUGGUGAUGCCAUUCGUGAUCGUGACGGACCUCACGGGAGGAAAGUGGCUUUUUGGAGAGGUCUUCUGUAACAUCUUCAUCGGCAUGGAUGUGAUGUGCUGCACUGCAUCCAUCAUGACGCUGUGCGUGAUCAGUGUGGACAGGUAUCUUGGCAUCACCCGCCCUUUGACCUACCCUGCGCGACAAAACGGUCAGCUGAUGGCGAAGAUGAUCUUCGGUGUGUGGCUUGUGUCUGCCUCAAUCACACUGCCGCCAUUUUGUGGCUGGGCGAAGAACGUUAACACGGCUGGCGUUUGCCUAAUCAGCCAGGACUUCAGCUACACCAUCUACUCCACCGCCGUGGCCUUCUACAUCCCCAUGAUCGUCAUGCUCUUCAUGUACUACAAGAUCUUCAAGGCCGCCAGAAAAAGCGGCGCCAAACAUCGUUUUACCGACUUCUCCCGUCGGGAACGUCUGGAGACGGUUGCCAGCGAGGCCCUGAGGAUGCAAGGCCUAAAGCCCCAACACACGCCUGGCGUAGCUGAGGAGUGCGCUGCUCUUUCUCGCUUGCUCAACCGUGAGCGGCAUAAUAUCUCCAUCUUCAAGCGAGAGCAGAAGGCAGCUACGACAUUGGGCGUGAUAGUUGGAGUUUUUGGUAUUUGUUGGCUGCCGUUUUUCAUUCUGUCUACAGCAAGACCGUUUAUAUGUGGGGUUAAGUGUAGUUGCAUACCAAUAUGGUUGGAGAGGACGCUGUUGUGGUUUGGAUAUGCCAACUCGCUAAUGAACCCCUUUAUUUAUGCUUUCUUCAACCGGGAUCUGCGCUCCACAUACAGAGACUUGCUCCGUUGCAGGUACCGGAACAUAAACCGCCGACUGUCAGCUGUAGGCGUGCAUGAAGCGCUGAAGGUAUAAACUUAGAGUGUUAAAGGAUGUGGUUUGGCCUAAAUGUGGUUUACACGCAACUCAGACAGGACUUUAUUGUUAAUCAAGUAUGACUUUGAAGCCGAACAAUGUGCAUUGCUACAUCUGCUUAUUGGAUUUUUGUAAGGACAGUGUGAACAAAAGACAGAACCUCGGCCUCAUACUUAUUCAGAACACCCACGUUUCAGUUCCAUUAACGUAUGUGGUCAUUAAUUGUUUCAUUAUUUGUAUAGGUAUUCUGGAUUUGAUUUUAGUGAGUGUUAGACCUACUAAAAUACUUGGCUACAAAUUCUUUGAUUUUUAAGAUAUGAGAGAGAAAGUUUGAGGUUGUUAAUGGAUUAGCUCACUUCAGAAUUAAAAUUUCCCAAUAAUUUAUUCACCCCUAUGUCAUUCAAGAUGUUAAUUACACAAAUAGUAGACUUCAAUUGGGAUCAGUGGGUUGAAGGUCCAAAUUGCAGUUCAGUGCAGCUUCAAAGGGCUCUACGCGAUCCCAGCCGAGGAGUAAGGGGAGGAGUAACUAUCUUUCGACUGAAGAUAGAAAGACAUGAACAUCUUGGAUGACAUGGGGGCGAGUAAAUUAUCAGGAAAUUUUAAUUCAGGAGUGAACUAAUCCUUUAAAUUAAUUGAAAAAAAAAACCCCCAAAAUAAAUCAUUAAAACCUCUAUAAAGCAAAAUAUUUACAAUAAGAAAUGUUAUUAUUGUUCAUCACCUGACACUGAAAACUGGAAUAAUGGAGAGUAAAAAUUCAGCUUUUCCUUCACAAAAAAAGAGACGAAAAUGAAAAACCAUUAAAAUAGAAAGAAAAUUAAGUUGUAAUAAUUUUUCCCAGAUUUCUUUUUUUUUUACUGAAUUUUUAAAAGCAGGCUUGGUGAGCAUAAGAGACUUUUUUCAAAAACAUUAAAAAAAAAUCUUACAGACCCCAAAUGUUUGAAUGGUAGUGUAUAUGAAGAGUUCAGAUGCAAAAGCCCCUAAAUCCAUCUGACGUAUUUCUUUAAAAUUAGCUUUUCUCCCUGGCUACUUUGUAUAGGUUUCUAUGUACGUACUGGUACUUCUGAUUUGGAUGAGGCUGGAAUUUAGCGAGUUUGAAGUAAAAGUAUUUGAUGGACAUGUACUAUGUGUCAGGAGCAUUCACUCAGUAUCAUUAUCUCAUUUUUGACCGAGAUGCAUUUGGUUUUGCAUCUGAACUCUUCAUAUACAGUGUGUAUAUAUAUAGGACUGUCAAUUGAUUCAAAGUUUUACCUAAUUAUUUAUCUAAUGUAUUACAUGUUUUGAUUAAUUAUUUUAGUUAAUUGCAAAAUAAAUUUGACUGUGAAAUACCCACAAAGAUUAUUUAAAGCUAUUUUUGUGUUAAAUGAGAAACUGUCAAGUAGUCAUUACAAACUGUAGCUUUAGAAAUAAAUAUUUUAUUUGAUUCAACAUUUUAUUACACAUAAACAUUUAGGCCGCAAUGGCCUAACAUAAACUAUGGAACAUAAAAGAAGAUAAUUUGAGAAACAUCUCAGUAUUUUUUGUUCAUACAAUGAAAGUCACUGGGAACCAAACCAUUCAUUUGAUUCGUUCAAACGGCUGAUUUAUUCAGGAAUGAACGAGAACUCCACUUCCAGAACAACAAUUUACAGAUAAUGUACUCACCCCCUUGUCAUCCAAGAUGUUCAUAUAAUUCUUCAUAUAAUGUUGAAAAACUCUUGACAGUAUUUUCUCCCUCAACUUCAAAAAUCAUUUCAAAAUCAUCCUACAUCACUACAGAAGUUCCGACCCAGUCUUUGCAAAGUGAACAUGCAAAGAAGAUCAAACACCCUUAACAAAAAAGGUUAAACAGCGAUAUAGAACGAUUUUGAAGUUGAGGGAGAAAAUACAGUCAGAGUUUUUCGACAUACCCUAGCUGUUUUGAGCUAGAAUACACAGAGUUCAGGGAGAGUAAGACAACGCAAGCAUUUGAGAUUAAAAAGUAUAUAAAUUGUAUUAUUUUCAUGAAAAUAACCAAUCGUUUUGUUAGAUAAAACCCUUCUUCCUCGGCUGGGAUCGUUUGAAGCCGCAUUUAAACUGCAUUUUGGAAGUUCAAACUCAGGGCACCAUUAUCAGUCCAUUAUAUUACAAAUGAAGAAAGAAAGACAUGAACAUCUUGGAUGACAAGAGGGUAAGUACAUUAUUUGUAAACUGUUCUGGAAAUUGACUUCUCCUUUAAGCUUGCGAUAGAUCGGGACAAAAUCAAAAUGUUUCUACAUUUUGAUUUAUGAGGUUUGUUUGAGUUGUAAUUGAAUUUUAUACAUUUAAUAAAAUGAUACCUUUGUAUAAACAUCAGUGACUACAGGCUAUUUUCAGAACUAAUGAAAAUAUAUGGUUCAUGUUUUGACUUCAUCUCUUAAGAAUCAAUUAUAUAUUUUUAUUUUAAAAUACAGAGUACAUUCUGAUAAACACGGGGACACUUUAAAUAGCACUAAAAUAGUGAUAUCCUAAAAUAUCUUUCUAUAUGUUACCAACAGUACGUGUUUGCUAUUCCCGUCUAUAAAUUCAUAGUAAUUAGCUCAUUUUUGCUGUCAUAAAGUGAUGGGGUGUGAUUAUAGGGAUGCUCUUGGCUGUUAUCUUCUCAAAGCUGCUAAUUUUCUCAUCGUAACAAUAGAUUCUGUAAUGUGGAACAAAAGUGUAAAUCUUCACACUUGCCUCUUUCGUUUUUAGCCAGUCAUUGGUUCAUUUAUCGGCAUUAAGCAGAGAUCAUGUUGAUUUCCCUCCACCUGUGAGUGUUCUGAGAAAGUAUGCAGCCACCUUAAAGCAGAUGUUCUGUACAUAUCUGGCAACCGAGUCUCCAGAGGAGGAAAAAUAAGGGCUUGUAGGCAGUUGUCACUAUGAGGCUUGACUGAUAUUGGAAAUCCAUCAGAACGUGUGUGUGUGUGAGCGUGAAUCCCUGCCUUGAGACAACAAGAGACAGGACACUCACCUUGCUUUUCCGAUGACUCAGUCCAUCUAUUUUAAGAACUUUAAGAACAUGGAAUAGCCGACUGUCUUUGAUGGAACAUCUGACUCCGCGAGCCAUUGUGCAUAUGCCGUGAUCUGGCAUUGUCAAUUUUGUACCCUUUUUUGACCUGUUGUGGCAAUUGAAAAAGACUUUCAAUGCCUUUAAGUGUCUCUUCAACCAUGAUUGACGAAACUCACGGUAAGCGGCAUUAAAUGGGGACUGAUUCUUGUAAAAUCUUGUGUUAAUGACUCUUAACAGAUAAAUUAUUGACUGAGCAACUCAACGUGGUUGUUUACACACAGGAGGAGAAGUGUUCUUGAUGUACAGUUCUAUAUGUAUGUUGCCAAAUCUUUGUGAGAAGCUUACAAAGUGUUUCUUGUCACAGAUUUUAACCCUGCACCAGAAACGUCGAAAUUGCCUGUGCAUUUUUGUGUAUUACCUUUUCCCACAAGGACUACACUGUAAAAAACUAUUUGUUGAGUCAACUUAAAAUAAUUUGUAACCUGGCUGCCUUAAAAUUUUAAGCUCAAAAAAAGUAUAUUCAGCUUGAAAUGUUAAAUUAUACUAAGUGACAACUUAGAUAUUUGAGUUGAAUCAACUUAAAAUUUUAAGGCAGCUGGGUUACUUACCCAUCUGAUAAGUUUAUUAGACACAAUUAUCUAAGUUGUUACUUAGUACAACUUAACAUUUCAAGUUAACUAAACUUAUUUUAGUUGACUGAACUUAAAAUUUUAAGGCAGCAGGGUAACAAAUUAUUUUAAGCUGACUCAACAAAUUGUGUUUUUUAUUUUUUACAGUGUACACUAAGUGUUUUGCCAAGAUUGUUGAUGUAAAACAAAGCUAAAAGGAAAAUGAAGAGAGUUAAGAAAUGAAAUAAAUUAGAAAAAAAGAAAACAAGGGACUUAUUUGACAGUUUUGACUUCUUGGGGGCGAUUCUCAUUCCAAUCAGACAGAUGCUCAUCAAAGUGUCCACAAAAUUAAAAAAAUCUCUUGCAGAUUUGUGGUAGGACAACAAUGACUGGAUGUCUAACAACCUUUGUAUACCUUAAAAUGAUAGUUCACCCAAAAAAAAAAAAUAAAUAAUAAUAAUAAUUUUUUGGUGAACUAUCCCCAACUCAAAAAUGUACUUGUUCAUAGUUACCAGAAACCGAAGGUUGUCAGUUACUGAUGCAAUUUUUACAAUACAAAUUGAUUAUAUAUUGGAAACAUUUUAAAGGAACAGCUCGCCCAAAAAUAAAAAAAAAAAUCGCUGAAAAUUGACUCACCCUCAGUCCAUCCAAGUUUGUUUCUUCAUUGGAACAAAUUUGGAGAAAUUUAGCAUUACAUCACUUGCUCACAGCUGGAAACAAACUCCUCUUGAAUGGCCUCAGGGUAAAUUUUCAGAAAAUGUUCAUUUUUGGGUGAACUAAUCCUUUAAGGCUGCUUUCACACUACAGCUUUUGAUGCAGACCCAAAUUUUAUUUGACUUCAGAGUUUGGGUUGUUUGGUUGGACUGCAAAUAUCAGAAACUAAUAAUUGGCUUACUUUCAGUUCAUUAGUUGGAAUUUGAAUUGGCCACAACACAUAGGAAGUUUAAUGACGAGAAGAUACAUUUACUGAAUUGAAAUUUAAUGCAUUCCAGGAAAUGAAGUGCUCUUCCAUGUUUAGUCACACUUACUACAGAAUAAUGCAUAUGUAAUUGCUGCAUGUUUUUGAAUAAAUUACAGUCAGAGAGCAGCUCGCAUUUGGAGUAUAUCUGACUAAACAUUAGUGGCAGAUUCAACUGCCAUAUGCUUUAUUCUGUACAUACACAACUAAAGGUACAACUACUUACUGUGAAACUGGCAUCAAUCUCCUAAGUCAUUAUCUAGCUACUAGUUACCUCUUGCACCCCCUGUUAUUUAUACUCACACUAAUGGUGUAAACACUGCAAUUAGAACUAAAAACUACAAACGUGUGGUCUCAUGUUCAGGGCCCAAGAGCCAAGUGUGGAAGAAAAAAAAAAAACAAAGAGCAUACACUCUUAAAAAUAAAGGUGCUUUAAAAGGUUCUUCACAGCAGUGCUAUAGAAGAACCAUUUUUGGUUCCACAAAGAACCAUUCAGUUAAAGGUUCUCUUUCUUUCUUACCUUUUUAUAAUCUGAAGAACCCUCUUUUGCCACAAAGAACCUUUUGUGAAACAGAAAGAUUCUUUAGAUGUUAAAGGUUCUUUAUGGAACCAUUUAGACAAAAAAGUUUCUUCUAUGGCAUCGUGAAGAACCUUUAUUUUUAAGAGUGUAAGUGUUCACGCAGCAGAUCAUAAAAUACAGCAUACAGUGAAAGUGUUAUACUGUAUUACAUACAACGGUGAGGUAUUCAAGAGUGUACAAUUCAAUAGCUCUGAACAGAACAAUAUAGAGCAGAAGAUGGAGGAGGACGAAACAUGAUUGAUGUAUAGCAGCCUAAACCGUGUCAUUAUCAGGUAAAGUGCUGGUACUUAGGGGUGUAUUAGCCAUGUGCAGUCGCCUGGAAAUAAAUGGUUUUGAACCCGAUGACCAGUGUUUUGAUGCUGCGGUAGAGCCACAGCGGAUCAAGAGAAUAGUUUGUGGGAAGGAACAAAGGAUUCUGGGUAAAAUCCAUUUUUCAGACCGCAGCAACACUAUCUUCUGUGUACUGACAGUAGCUGUUAAUUCAUGUGUGCCAUAAAUUGGAUGGUGAAUGGAUGGAUAAUAUUUGUGCCUGCCAAAAAGUUGUAGCUCCCAUUUAUCUCAAGAAAUCUGUGAAUUUUUUAAAUCGUUUGUGCUGGUGUGUUAUUGAUAUCAACCAGUCUGUGAUAGAAAAAACUAUCAUGGUAAUACAAUGGAUUUCAAGUGGGGUCCAAAACUCUAAGCCUUUAUGUACAAAUACUACUGUUAAAAAGUUUGGAAUUCAUUUUUUUAAAGAACCAUAAAGAAAUCAAUACUUUUAUUAUUUUAUUUAGCAAGCAAAGAUAUAGUAGUCAACAUUUGAAGUGGAUCAGAAAAGUUCAUCAAAGUUGUCCUAAGACAAGAACAGGUAUGGUUUUGGUUUUAGGACAACUCUGAUGAAAAGUUCUGAUCCACUUCAAAUGUUGACUACUGUAUAGUUACAUUUCAGAUAAAUGCCAUCCUUAUUAUUAUUUUUAUUCAUCAAAGAAUCCUAAAAUUGUAAACAAAAAACACAUAUCAAUAUUUUCAAAUAUAUAAUAUAUAUAUAUUAGAAUGAUUUCUGAAGGAUCAUGUGUCACUGAAGACUGGAGUAAUGGCUGCUCAAAAAUUUAGCUUUGCCAUCACAGAAAUGAAUUCAAUUUUAAAUAUAUAUUAAAUAAUGAAAAGAGGAUAUUUCACAAUAUUACUGUCUUUACUGUACUUUUGAUUAAAUAAAUACAGCUUUGGUGAUCAAAAGUAUGUGAUAUAAAAUAUAGGUACAUUUAUUCAUUAGAAAUGAUAUUAUCUGCAUGAACAGUAACUUACUUGAAAUUGUUUAGAUGCGUGGACCCCACUAAAAGUGUCAUAGUAUUACCUUCAGAUAUAAUGACUUUACCAUAAAUGGUCUGUCUUUUGUAUUCCUUGUUUACAUUGUUAUCGCACCAGCUUUUUAUAUUGACACAUCAUUUGUGAUAUUUCAGAAUAAUUUAUUAUUCCAGUUGUUAAAGUGGUUGUUUCUGUGCAGAGAGUAUUUUCAUGGAUCAAGGUGGAGUCAUGUAGACUUUAAUGUUUUUCUUUACUCUUAAAAAUAAAGGUUCCAAUUUUUUUUUCUUUCAGAGAAUAGCUCUAAACUGACUUUUUUCAAUCAUUUAAAGAACCUACUGUUAUUAUGAAGAACCUUUUGUGCAAUGAAACUGUUACAUGGAGGUUCUUCAUGCCAAUAAAGAAUCUUUAUUUUUAACAGUUUUUAGAUCUUCAGAACUGUCUCAAAAGCCUUAUGUUUAUUGUUUUUAAUGCUUGCCAAUUCGUUUCCAGAAAGGAAUACAUAGCUACCAAAUCCAUUCCACUCUCAAAGUUCUGAUUUACGAUAGCGUUUUAGUGCCACGUUAAAAAAAAAAUAAAAACUCUAAAAUUACGAGAUUAAAGUUGUAAUAUUGUGAGAAUGAAGUCAUAAUAUUUCGAAUAAAAAAAAUAUUACGAGAAGAAAUUCAAAAUAUUACGAGGAUAAAUUUGAAAUAUGAGAAUAAAGUUGAUAUAUUUUGACAAUAGUGAAAAUUAUUAGAAUAAAGUCAAAAUUUUUCAAGAAGAAAGUUGAAAUAUUACGAGAAUAAAGUCAUAAUUAUGAGAAUAAAGUCAAAAUGUUUUGACAAUAAAGGUGAAAUAUUACGAGAAUAAAGUCUAAAUAUUUCAAGAAUAAAUGCUAAAUAUUUAGAAAAUAAAGUCAACAUUAUGAGAAUUAAUCCGUAGCAAUUAUAAGAUUAAAGUUAUAAUAUUUUGAUAGUAUAUUCUAGUCUAUUGUGCAUGCAAAUGACAUGGAUUGGGAGCACUGUGACAUAAUUCAAAGUCUCAGCUUUCAAAAUUUUUGUUUUAUAACGUAAUACAAACAAUUGGCUAUUACAAAUGUCUAUUACAAUAAUGUGUUUUUCACAGUUUUUAAUAUUAAAAGCACUACAUUUUUACGAUUACUGGGCGGCUGGUAUUCUACAAAUAAUGAAUGGAAGAUGUUAAAUAUUAUUUUCAAUCAUUUACUCUAUUAUACUGUGAAUAAAACAGCUUGUGAAUAGUCACUUAGAUACCCCAGAAAAGACAACAAUAUAACUUACAUUAAAGAGCUAGAGUCCACUUGAACCUUUAGAACGUUUAAUUGUUGUUUUUAUUUAAAUACAUGCGAGGAAUGAAAGAUUGGAUGUGAGACGUUUUUGAGUAGGUGGAAAUUAAACAGAAAACUGUUUAAUUUAGUUAAAUGUCUCAUUGUAACAAAUGUCUCAUUGUAAUCGAAAAGACGAUUGAUUUACAUGAAUACAGCGAUCUGUCCUGCCAGAUUCAAGAGCGUGAAAAAUACAUUAUUGCAAAAGACAUUGUAUAUCACUACAAAACUGACAGAUUUCAAAAGCUGAGACUCUGCUAUAUAUUAAAAGUAACAAAAGCACAAAGCUUAUUGCUAUUAUUGUGUGGCUGAUGCACAACAAAUAGGCCUAAUGAAUGCAAUCGAAGAUGUCAAAUAUUAUUUCCAAGCAUACUGUCCUUGCAAGAAUAACACGUGGUAUGAUUUCUGCUAAUAAUCCCACAUUCAAAUCAAUUACGGCUUUUUGACUUUAUUCUCAUAAUUUCGAUUUUAUUCUU
Molecule: messenger RNA, 9877 nt
Organism: Labeo rohita (rohu)
Lineage: Eukaryota; Metazoa; Chordata; Actinopteri; Cypriniformes; Cyprinidae
Gene: htr7c
Product: 5-hydroxytryptamine (serotonin) receptor 7c
Exons: 2
Coding region: 462-1670 (402 amino acids)
Biological process (GO): vasoconstriction; smooth muscle contraction; chemical synaptic transmission
Cellular component (GO): plasma membrane; dendrite
Molecular function (GO): neurotransmitter receptor activity; G protein-coupled serotonin receptor activity
Source: RefSeq, a predicted model, not a curated record